This is a messenger RNA of Limanda limanda (common dab), 5221 nucleotides long. RefSeq names its product Rho guanine nucleotide exchange factor (GEF) 10 (gene arhgef10). Gene Ontology annotation, cellular component: centrosome. Bases 20 to 4336 code for a protein of 1438 amino acids. Gene Ontology annotation, molecular function: protein binding; guanyl-nucleotide exchange factor activity. Gene Ontology annotation, biological process: positive regulation of stress fiber assembly; mitotic spindle assembly; actin cytoskeleton organization. NCBI's taxonomy places the organism in Eukaryota, Metazoa, Chordata, Actinopteri, Pleuronectiformes, Pleuronectidae. The record is from RefSeq and is a predicted model, not a curated record. The transcript is spliced from 29 exons.
CACUAGAGGAGCAGCAAGCAUGGACGUGGAAGACUUUCCUCCCCCACCUCCUGAAAUGUUGGCAGACAGCGUCCCAGACGAAGAUGAGGGGAAAGCCUUUGACUUUGAUGAGAGCGGUGAUGACGUCCCUGAGGCUGCCCCCCCUCCCCCUUCACCUCCAGCUCCUUCAGCCACCAGCUGCCAGGAUCAGAGCCAGGAGAAUGUGGUGGCCAGUCCCCCUGAGGGCCAGCUCCCCGACCUGGACCCCCCAGCACCUUCCCUCACAUCCGACACACUUCCUUUACCAGCAGACGCAACUGUCGCCACGGAUGAAGCCUUCAAAGCAGGUAGAGGAACAGGAGAAGAAGAGGGGACUGUUGAUACAGAGUCAGAUUUACCUCCACCUCCACCCCCUCCUCUUCAUGACGACACAGAUCCUGGGACACCAGGCAGAGAGGGCCAGGAUCCAUCCCUCGACGACCCUCACCCUCCCCAAUUCGUCGCUAGGACCUCCUCCCAGAGCAAAGUCAACCCUUACUCUGUCAUUGACAUCACCCCUCUGCAGCUACAGCAGCUUGAGCAUCUGCAUGCGCCCUCCUCUUCCACUUCCUCACCUACGGAGCCCAAAGGACGAGAGGAAGAGGCCCAAGAUGUCCAGACAAGUCCUGUUGGCAUCACCUCGGGAUACUCAGUCCCAGUGCCUUGUGGCUACGCAACCCCCUCGGGUGUACCACUCCUCACACCAGCGUACACCACACCUGUCAUCUUUCGACACAUCUCCGUGGAUGAAGAUGCGGUUGGGACUGGAAACACUUCUGGUGACAGUGCUUUAAUUGAAGAGUAUCCACCUAUUAGAGAAGAGGAUGCUUUGGCCAAAUGGGCAUCAGAUCCUGCCAACACUGCAUGGAUGGAAAAUCCAGAUGAGGUGAUUUAUGAUGACGUAGCCAGAGAGAACUCUGACUCCAACACGGACCCGGAUGAGAUGAUCUAUGAUGACGUGGAACUUGGAGAGGAGGGCGGCUGCAACAGCUCCCUGGACAAUGGAUGGAGCUCUAGCGAGUUCGAAAGCUACGACGAGGCCAGCGAUGGCGAGGGCCUCCCUGAGAACGGACUGCCCCACGCCUUCAUGAGAGGAAAGCCGCCCCAGAAGAAAACCCAUCUCUCUCAAGAUCUGACUCGCUUGAAAGAACACUAUGAGAAAAAGAUGAAAGAUCUAAUGGCAAAUACAGUGGGAACGGUAGAGCUGCAGCAGUUAAAACAGAAACAAGAGCAGAAGAUGCAAAAGCUGGUGAAGGCCGCCAAGGAGGGGACCAAAGAUGGGCUUGAGAAAACGAGAGCUGCAGUGAAAAAGGGUCGCUCUUACAUCAAAACCAAGUCGUUCUGUCAUGAGAGGAAGUCAGUUGGUUUUGAAGAUGAGGAGUCUGAACUCUUCAUCGAAGUGGACUGUUUCAAUGUUGAGCCAGUGCUGUGUCCCGCACCAGAAGGUCUUUCUCAGCAACAGCUGGUGAGAAGAUGUAUAUUGGGAUCUAUUUUGGAGAGUGAGAAGAACUAUCUUGAAGCAUUGAAGAGGAUACUGGAGCAAUAUGAGAAGCCCAUGUCCCAGCUCGAGCCCAAGCUGCUGAGCGACAGGAAACUGAAGAUGACUUUCUAUCGGGUGCGUGAGAUCCUGCAGUGCCACUUCCUGUUCCAGAUUGCCCUGGCGAGUCGUGUGGCUGAGUGGGACAGCCUGGAGAUGAUCGGGGACGUCUUUGUGGCAUCAUUCUCAAAGUCUAUGGUGCUUGACGCCUACAGCGAGUAUGUGAACAACUUCAGCAAUGCAAUGGCGGUGGUGAGGAAGACGUGCGCAUCCAAACCUGGCUUCUUGGAGUUCCUCAAGCAUCGUCAGGAGACCAGCAGUGACAGAAUGACUUUGUAUGGCCUGAUGAUGAAACCUAUCCAGAGGUUCCCACAGUUCAUUUUACUCCUUCAGGACAUGCUGAAGAACACACCGGUGGGCCAUGCGGACCGUCUGGCCCUACAGAUGGCGCUGACUGAACUGGAGACGCUGGCGGAGAAGCUCAAUGAGAAAAAGAGGGAAGCCGAUCAGCGUUGUGAGAUCCGCCACAUUGCAAAGGCCAUGAAAGAACGCUACCUCAACAAGCUUCUGAGCAACGGCAGCCGCUACCUGAUUCGCUCGGACGACAUGGUGGAGACGGUCUACAACGAGCGUGGUGAAAUCAUUAAAACAAAGGAGCGCCGCCUCUUCCUGCUUAAUGAUGUUCUCAUGUGUGCCACACCCAAUAUUCGGUGUCAGGAUGUCAGCGGGAAUGGCAGUGGAAAUGUUCCACCUGACCAGAAGUUCCUCCUGAAGUGGAGCGUGCCAUUGAGCUUCGUCGAGGUACUGGAGUUUGGAUCCAGCGAGGACAUGGCGGACAGCAGCCGCUACCCGGCAGCUCAUUCUGGGGAGAAGGUGGUCAUCAACGCUAAGCCAAACAAACUCUACAUGGGCCCAGGUCAGUUGUACCAAGAUCUGCAGAAUCUAAUCCAUGACCUAAGCCUAGUCAACCAGAUCUCCAGCAUGAUCAGCAGCCUCAAAGGAAACUACCAGAAUGUGAACCCCACCGUGGCCCAUGACUGGGUAUCAGGUCUCCAGAGGUUGAUACUGAAGAAGGAGGAGGAGAUCAGGGCCGCUGACCGCUGCAGGAUCCAACUCCAGCUGCCUGGCAAACAAGACAAAUCGGGUAAACCCACUUACUUCAGUGCAGUGUUUAAUACUUUGAGCCCAGCCAUCAAACAGUCAUGGAUCAGUAACUUGCAGAUGGCGAAACUGGCUCUAGAAGAGGACAACCUGCAGGGAUGGUUCUUUGCAGAGGAUGAUGGGAACCAGAUCAAAAAGCAGAAACACCCCCUCUUGCUACGACAAAUGCCUGUGGUCAUGUCGAAACUACAGGAGUUCAAGGUGGAAUGUGCUGUUCAUAACCCAGAGCCCCAUGUCAACACAGAGAGCACAGCAGACACUCCCGUCGUGGGCCAUGGAUGUGUCUGGGUUGCAAGUUGCACCAACCAGAUGGGUCAGAUAGCCAUUGUGGCCAUGCAGAACUCCAGCCCGAAGGUGACCGAGUGUUUCAAUGUGGAGUCCCGGAUUCUCUGCAUGGCCUUUGUCUCAACUGAGCAACCCCAGGAAAAUGGCGAAAAGGUCCCAGAAAACAAACACGUCCCUGCAGCAAAGGCCAGCGAUUCUCCCAGUGUCUGUCUAGGCAUGGAGGAGGGCAGUAUCAUCGUGUAUAAAAGCAGCCAGCGGUCCAAGAAAGUACGUCUGCAGCAUUUCUUCACCCCGGACAAGUCCACUGUCACCAGCCUGGUCUAUAAGAAACCCUGUCUGUUCGCCGGCCUGGUCAGCGGCUCGGUGGCCGUUUACUCCAGAUCACAAGACGGUUUGUGGUGCAGUGACAAGCCCAAGGUGCUGAAGCUGGGAGUCCUGCCGGUCAAGGCCAUGCUGGCGGUGGAGGAGCAUCUCUGGGCGUCAUCGGGGGGCCAGGUCUUCAUCAUCAGCACCCACACACAUUCUGUGGAGAGGCAGCUGGAGACCCACCAGGAGGAGGGCAUGGUGGUGUCCCACAUGGUGGUGGCCGGGGUGGGCAUUUGGAUCGCCUUCAGUUCGGGUUCCACACUCCGCCUUUUCCACACGGAGACCCUGGAGCCCCUACAGGACAUUAACAUCGCUACACCUGUCCACAAUAUACUGCCUGGGAACCAGCGAGUGUCAGUGAGCAGCCUGCUGGUGUGUCAUGGUCUGCUGCUGGUGGGGACCAACCUGGGGGUGACGGUGGCCCUCUCUGUCCCCAGACUGCAGGGGAUCCCCAAGGUCACAGGUCGAGGCAUGGUGUCGUUCCACGCUCACAGCGGAGCAGUGAAGUUCCUCACCGUGGCUGCUGCGGUCUGCAAUCGAUCCACGGGCCCGGCCUCCCCCGCCCCUCCCGCCCCAGUCCAGCCAGCAGGGACUGAGGAUGCGGAGAACACCCCCCCGCCCCCGGAUGCAGCGCCGACUCCUCCUCAGGGCCGAGGCGUGUGGCUGGGGGAGGCGGGCUGCACGGCCAUGGCUCUCCGAGACUCUGCGUCCUCCUCGUCCUGCGGCUCCCUGGCCCCGUCCCAGGGCUCGCUGGAGCACGGGCCGGAGGACGGCGCCCUGUACGACGUGCUCCACGACCCCGCCCACCAGCGGAGGGGGCGGCGCUCCAGCAAGGUGGACGUGAGCUCGCUGCUGGUGGUGUCCGGGGGUCUGGGCCACCGCAGGGUGAACAAAAAGACCAAACCAUCUCGCCACGAGGACACAACGUCCACUAUCAUGAUCUGGCAGAUUCCUUUACUCCACAUGUGACACCAGAAACUCAUUGACGGGUUUCCGGCUCCACAGAACUCUCCCUGUGAGACGUGGUGUUAAACUUCACAGAAAAUCACAACUAAACGUGUUAUUUAAAGCAGAACUGCAUCGAGAACUCUGCAUCAUCGUCUCCUGCCAUAAAACACAAAGGAUCGAUAAAACCACUCAACCAUUACGCUCGAUACAAACACCAUCCGACAGACAAGUCGAAGGAUACUCUCCACUUGUUAAGGAUGUAUUUAAAAAAAACACUACAAGGUCUUUUCAUUUCACUCUCUGAUAAAAGUGUUCUAUAACAUGGCUAAUACAUUCCAUUGCUUCCCAGUGUUUGUGCCACACAGUUGACUGCAGUGUUUAAACCAGUGUUGAAAAGGAAACGGGACUCGAUCGACGACGUGGUCCUGCUCAAAAGGCUCGCGAGGAAACGACCGAGCUUUGAAAGUGUUACAUGGAAGUUUCUCGUACGAUUAUUAGGAUUUAGGACUUCAGAUCGUCUGUCAAGGCUCGAGUUGUGAACGUGACGUGUAGCAGCUCAGAUUCACAUGUGCAGCAGAUCUGGGGUCAGAGGAAGUUUUUAUAUAUAUGGAAUCAGAUGCUUUUUUUUUUUUUUUUUACCAUUGAAGCUGCAACUAUACUGUAAACAGAGCAGAGAAAGGGAUAUAGAGAAAAAAAGGUGAAGUAUGGAUGACUGAAUUAGUUUGAGAGGGUCUGAGGAGAAUCCCUGGCUGGCCAGGGAUUCUGUUCAUAAAGGGAAGAAAAGAGUCUUUAUCACCACAAGAGAGUUUGUUGUUUCCCCCUAAUGCAUAUUUGUUUCUCACAUAAGGAUAUUUUAAAAAAAGGAUGAAAAGCUUUAUACUUUGUUAUAAUGUGUAUGUAUGUCUG